UGCAAACAGAAAUUCCAGCAGCAUCUACAUAUGACCACAUGCUCCUUCCCGCCAAGCCCUGUGAGUCUUUGCUUGACUUGACUCCUUAGUCUCCAGGUGGACAGCUCCAGAGACCCUCUGCCAGGGAAGAUGACUGACUGUGAAUUCACAUCUGUCUACUCUUUGGCUGAGGACUAUCUUCAGUAUGUCCUACAAGUUCCCUUGUUUGAAUCGGCUCCAAGCAAAACGUCCAGAGUGCUACAAAAAGUUGCUUUCUCAGUCCAAAAAGAAGUUGAAAAGAAUCUGAAACCAUACUUGGACAAUUUUGAUGUGGUAUCCAUAGAUACAGCUAGAACAAUAUUCAAUCAAGUGAUGGAAAAAGAAUUUGAAGAUGGUAUUAUUAACUGGGGGAGGAUUGUGACCAUAUUUGCUUUUGGGGGUGUUCUCCUCAAGAAACUUCCACAAGAGCAGAUGGACUUGGAUGUGGAUACUUACAAGCAAGUUUCUUAUUUUGUGGCUGAAUUCAUAAUGAAUAACACAGGAGAAUGGAUACGUCAAAAUGGAGGUUGGGAAGAUGGCUUCAUAAGGAAAUUUGAACCUAAGUCUGGCUGGCUGACUUUUCUGGAAGUCAUGGGACAGAUCUGGGAACUGAUCUUUCUCCUGAAGCACCAUCAUUGACCAGAGAGAACCCUGGCUCCUGUGAGGACUGUUACCAACACGUCUUACUUCCAUUUUCAAACAAACAAUUUUAGUGACAAGACUUGAUUUCCAGAGUUUAUAAAGUAUGUUUUGUUCCUACUUUAAUCAAUAAAUUGCACAUACGUAUUUCCAUAUGUGAUUAGUGUUUUAAGUUUUUUAGUCUGCCUGGAACUUAAAAAAAAAAAAAGAAACUCUACAGGAAACAGGUACUGAAGUAUGGAUUGAUGAUAUCCAGGAAGGUAGUGUCUUUUCUGCCUAUCCCAUAGCAGACUCUUCCUUAAGGGUGUGCCCAUCACCUAGUCAUUCUGUCCAUAGGGUACGUAGAAUGGGGACUAAAUUCUGCCUCCUACCUUCCUCCUGGGCCUAGGAUUUCUGUAUCCUCAGAGCCCUUGGCUGCAUACUGUUUCUUAUUGUUGCCCUCUCCCUAACUUUCACUCUCUGGCCCUUCAUUUGGGGUUGAUGGAUGAAACAACCAGAUAUGCAGUGCUGAGGCUCAGAAACACUAGCCUAAAAUGAAGGACUAAGAAGC
Molecule: messenger RNA, 1207 nt
Organism: Nannospalax galili (Upper Galilee mountains blind mole rat)
Lineage: Eukaryota; Metazoa; Chordata; Mammalia; Rodentia; Spalacidae
Product: bcl-2-related protein A1-like
Exons: 2
Coding region: 130-657 (175 amino acids)
Biological process (GO): extrinsic apoptotic signaling pathway in absence of ligand; negative regulation of apoptotic process; mitochondrial fusion
Cellular component (GO): mitochondrial outer membrane
Molecular function (GO): protein heterodimerization activity; channel activity; protein homodimerization activity
Source: RefSeq, a predicted model, not a curated record